AUGCCUGAACUCCUAAAAAGUAUCGUCACUGUCAUUGAUCUUUUCUACCAAUAUGCCACCCGGGAUGGGGAGUGUGACAUGUUGAACAAGGCAGAACUGAAAGAACUUUUGGAAAAUGAAUUUCAUCAAAUUCUGAAGAAUCCAGAUGAUCCAGACACUGUAGGUAUCAUCAUGCAAAAUCUGGAUCAAGACCGUGACAAGAAAGUGGACUUUAUUGAGUAUCUUCUGAUGAUAUUUAAACUGGCUCAGGCUUGUAAUAAAAUCAUCAGUAAAGAUUACUGCCAAGCUUCAGGGUCAAAGCAGAGAGACCACAAUCACCAGCACCAAGAGGAAGAAAGUGAAACAAAAGAGGAGGACAAAAGGCAAGGUCAUUCAAGGUCAAGUACAGGAGAGAAUGAUUCCAGGGGCUCCAGAAGAAGCAAUAAACACAGGCCUGGGUCCAGCUCCAGAAGAAUGGACCAUCAAGGAGGCUUGUCAAGUUCAGAGCACAGGCAAAGCUCUGGGGAAAGAAGAAGAGAGUCAAGUUCAGGCCACUUCAAAGAGAGUAAGAAAAACAGGCAUGGCUCUUAUGAACAAGAGAGGUCUGAGAGUCAUUCUUCUGGUCAGAGGCAACAUAGAACCAAUAAAAGUGGUCAAUCUGGACUUAGUAGACAACGAAAACAGUCUACAAGCAAUGAGGGAUAUGGGUCUGAAUCAGGCCAGUCCAUAAGCAAUGGCAAAAAUCAGUCAAACUCCUAUGAGUCCUCUACUCAGAGAAAACAUAGUAGCAGCUCUACUCAUCAGUCAGGAGGUUAUGGAAGACAAAAUCAUGGCUCUGUGUCAGGCCAGUCCUCUAAUUAUGGAAAAUAUGGACCUGGUUUUAAUCAGUCUUCUAAUCAGAAAUACCAUGAAUCUAGCUCAGGAUCCAAUUUAGGUGAAUCAUCAAGCUGUCGACAACAAGGAUUUGGAUCAGGUCAGUCCUCUGGCUAUGAACAACAUAGAUCUGGCUCAGGUCAAUCUUCUGGCUUUGGGCAACAUGGAUCUGGUUUAGGUCAAUCUUCUAGUUAUAGACAAAAUAGUUCUACUUCAGGAUGUUCAUCAAGCUGUGGAAACUAUGGAUCUGGCUCAAGUCAAUCUUCUAGCCAUAGCCAACACUGGUCCAGCUCAGGAGAGUCUUCUCACUAUGGACGACAUAGUUCUGGCUCAAGUCAAUAUUCUGGCCACAGCCAACAUGGGUCUGGCUCAAGAGAAUCUUCUAGCAAUGGACAACAUAGGUCUGGCUCAAGUCCAUCUUUUAGCCCCAGCCGACAUGGAUUGGGAACAGGCCAGUCCUCUGGCUUUGGGCAACAUGGGUCAGGAUCAGAUCAGUCUUCUAGCCAUAGCCAACACAGGUCUGAAUCAGGCCAGUCUUCUGGCUAUGGACGACAUAGAUCUGGCUUAGGUCAGUCAUCUGCAUAUGGUCAUCAAGGGUCUGGAUCAGGUCAGUCUUCUGGCUUUGGGCAACAUGAGUCUAGCUCAGGAGAGUCUUCUGGCACUGAGCAUAGAUCUGGCUUAGGUCAAUCAUCCAGCUCUGGACAGCAUAAAUCUGGAUAUGGUCAAUCAUCUAGCUAUGGACAACAUGGUUCUACUUUGGGGCAGUCAUCACGUGGUCAACAUGGAUCUGGAUCAGGACAGUCCUCUAGCUAUGGCCAACAUAGGUCUGGCUCAGGCCAGUCUUCUGACUAUGAUCAACACAGAUCUGGCUCUGGUCAGUCUUCUGAAUAUGGUCAUCAUAGAUCUGGAUCAAGUCAAUCUUCUGGUUUGGGACAACAUGGGUCUAGCUCAGGUCAGUCUUAUGGCUUUGGGCAACAUGAGUCUAGCUCAGGAGAGUCCUCUGGCACUGAACAUGGAUCUAGCUUAAGUCACUCAUCAAACUCUGGACAGCCUGAAUCUGGAUACAGUCAGUCUUCUAGCUAUGGACAACAUGGUUCUGCUUCUGGACAACAGUCAUCAAGCGGUGGUCAACAUGAAUCUGGAUCAGGCCAGUCUUCUGGCUAUGGCCAACACAGAGCUACCUCAGGUCAGUCCUCUAGAUAUGGUUAUCAUGAGUCUGGAUCAGGUCAGUCUUCUGGCUUUGGGCAACAUUGGUCUGGAUCCAGCCAUCAUUCUAGCUAUGGCCAGCCUGGGUCUGAAUCAGGCCAGUCUUCUGGCUAUGGUCAGCAUGGGUCUGGCUCAGGACAGUCUUCUGGCCAUAGUCAGUAUGGUUCUGGCUCAGGUCAAUCCUCUACCUAUGGACAAUAUGGUUCUGCUUCAGGACAGACAUCAAACUGUGAUCAACAUGAAUCUGGAUCAGGCCAGUCUUCUGGAUAUGGGCAACAGAGAUGGGGUUCAGGUGAGUUCUCUAGAAAUGGUUAUCAUGAGUCUGGUUCAGGUCAGUCUGCUGGCUAUGGCCAACAUGGGUCUGGAUCCAGUCAGUCUUCUAGUUAUGCCCGACAUGGGUCUGGAUCAGCUCAGUCUUCUGGAUUUGGGCAACAUGGGUCUGGCUCAGGUCAGUCUUCUAGCUAUGGUUACCAUAGGUCUCAAUCAGGACAGUGUUCUGGCCAUGGUCAGUAUGGUUCUGGCUCAAGUCAAUCCUCUAGCUAUGGACAAUAUGGUUCUGCUUCAGGACAGACAUCAAGCUGUGGUCAACAUGAAUCUGGAUCAGGCCAGUCUUCUGGCUAUGGACAACAAAGGUCAGGCUCUGGUCAGUCCUCUUUGUAUGGUCAUCAUGGAUCUGGAUCAGGUCAGUUUUCUGGCUUUGGGCAACAUGAAUCCAGUUCAGGAGAGUCCUCUAGCAAUGAACAGGGAUCUGGCUUAGGUCAGUCAUCAAGCUCUGGACAGCACAAAUCUGGAUAUAAUCAGUCCUCUAACUAUGGACAACAUGGUUCUACUUUUGGACAGUCAUCAAGCAGUGGUCAACAUGCAUCUGGAUCAGGCCAGUCUUCAGGCUUUGGCCAUGGUCAGUAUGGUUCUGGCUCAAGUCAAUCUUCUAGCUAUGGACACUGGUCUGGAUCAGGUCAGUUUUCUGGCUGUGGGCAACAUGGGUCUGAAUCUGGUCAGUCUUCUGGCUUUGGUCAGCAUAGCUCUGGAUCAGGCCAGUCUUCUGGCUAUGGAGAACAUGGGUCUGGAUACACUCAGUCUUCUAGUUAUGGCCAACAUGGGUCUGGGUCAGGUCAGUCUUCUGGCUUUGGGCAACAUGGAUCUGGCUCAGGUCAGUCUUUUAGCCAUGGUCACCAUAGGUCUCAAUCAGGACAGUGUUCUGGCCAUGGUCAGUAUGGUUCUGGCUCAAGUCAGUCCUCUAGCUAUGGACAAUAUGGUUCUGCUCCAGGACAGACAUCAAGCUGUGGUCAACAUGCAUCUGGAUCAGGCCAGUCUUCUGGCUAUGGCCAACAUGGGUCUGGAUCAAGUCAGUCUUCUAGUUAUAGCCAUCAUGGGUCUGAAUUAGGCCAGUCUCCUGGCUUUGGGCAACAUGGGUCUGGAUCCAGUCAGUCUUCUAGUUAUGGCCAACAUAGGUCUGGAUCAGGCCAGUCUUCUGGCUUUGGGCAACAUGGUUCUGGAUCCAGCCAGUCUUCUAGUUAUGGCCAAAAUGGGUCUAGAUCAGCUCAGUCUUCUGGUCUUGGGAAGCAUGGAUCUGGCUCAGGUCAGUCUUCUAGGUAUGGUCACCAGAGGUCUCAAUCAGGACAGUCUGCUGGCCAUGGUAAGUGUGGUUCUGGCUCAGGUCAAUCCUCUAGCUAUGGACAAUCUGGUUCUGCUGCAGGACAGAUAUCAAGCUGUGGUCAACAUGCAUCUGGAUCAGGCCAGUCUUCUGGAUUUGGGCAACAUGGGUCUGGAUCCAGCCAGUCUUCUAGUUAUGGCCAAAAUGCAUCUGGAUCAGGCCAGUCUUCUGGAUUUGGGCAACAUGGGUCUGGAUCCAGUCAGUCUUCUACCUACAGCCAACAUGGGUCUGGAUCAGGCCAGUCUUCUGGAUUUGGGCAACAUGGGUCUAGAUCCAGCCAGUCUUCUAGUUAUGGCCAAAAUGCAUCUGGAUCAGGUCAGUCUUCUGGCUAUGGCCAACAUGGGUCUGGAUCCAGUCAGUCUUCUACCUACAGCAAACAUGGGUCUGGAUCAGGCCAGUCUUCUGGAUUUGGGCAACAUGGGUCUGGAUCCAGCCAGUCUUCUAGUUAUGGCCAACAUGCAUCUGGAUCAGGUCAGUCUUCUGGCUAUGGCCAACAUGGGUCUGGAUCCAGUCAGUCUUCUACCUACAGCAAACAUGGGUCUGGAUCAGGCCAGUCUUCUGGAUUUGGGCAACAUGGGUCUGGAUCCAGCCAGUCUUCUAGUUAUGGCCAAAAUGCAUCUGGAUCAGGUCAGUCUUCUGGAUGUGGCCAACACGGGUCUGGAUCCAGUCAGUCUUCUACCUACAGCAAACAUGGGUCUGGAUCAGGCCAGUCUUCUGGAUUUGGGCAACAUGGGUCUGGAUCCAGCCAGUCUUCUAGUUAUGGCCAACAUGAGUCUGGAUCAGGUCAGUCUUCUGGCUUUGGACAACAUGAGUCUGGAUCCAGUCAGUAUCCUAGCUAUGGCCAGCAUGGGUCUGGAUCAGGUCAGUCUUCUGGCUAUGGCCAGCAUUGGUCUGGUUCAGGUCAGUCUUCAGGCUCUUGGCAACAUGGGUCAGGUCAGUCUUCUAGCUAUGGCCGACACAGGUCUGGCUCAAGUAGAUCUUCUAGUCACAGCCGACAUGGGUCUGGCUCAGGUCAGUGUUCCAGUUCUGAACAAUAUGGGUCUGGACCAUGCUAUUCAUCUAGCUCUGAGCAGUGUGGUUCUAGAUUUGGCCAGUGUUCUAGCUCUGAGCAAUAUGGGUAUGGGUCAUGUCACUCAUCUACCUCUGGACAAUGUGGUUCUGGAUCUGGUCAGUAUUCUCACUCUGAAGAGUACAGAUCUUGUUCAUAUCACCCAUCUAGCUCUGGGAAAUGUGGUUCUGAAUCUGGUCAGUGUUCUAGCUAUGAGCAACAUGAAAUACAAGGGAGAUGUAGAUCAAGUUCAAGUGAAACUCGUAAUGAAUACAGUAGACCCAAAAUGUGCUUGAUCCCUAAUCGAUCAAGAAGCAAUAGCCAGGAAUGGUCAGAGUGUGGCCAAAAUGAAAGAGCCGGCUGGGGAACCCUCACGGUCCAGCGGGCGGAAGCCGGGACCGGAUCUUCCCUGAAGCGCGAGGUGAAGGGGGUACUUCACCUCGGCCAGCGCAGGAUGCGGAGCCGGCGCCCAGCCUCCCCACACGCGCCGCAGGAACGACUCGCGCGCAGCCGCGCCUUACCUCCCCGGAGGGGUGAGGGGUACUCGGCUCUGCGAAACAGGAGCGCUCGGCUGCCCCCUGGCGGGUAA
This is a messenger RNA of Mustela lutreola (European mink), 5349 nucleotides long. It is a transcript of the gene HRNR, whose product is annotated as hornerin. The transcript is spliced from 3 exons. Gene Ontology annotation, biological process: establishment of skin barrier. The coding region runs from base 1 to 5349 and encodes 1782 amino acids. NCBI's taxonomy places the organism in Eukaryota, Metazoa, Chordata, Mammalia, Carnivora, Mustelidae. Gene Ontology annotation, molecular function: transition metal ion binding. Gene Ontology annotation, cellular component: keratohyalin granule; cornified envelope. The record is from RefSeq and is a predicted model, not a curated record.